CACUUGCCCUUACAUCAACCAACACGUUCGGGUUAAACUCAUCAGUACUUUUACAUCUUCACUUCAAACUCUCUCUAAGAUCGGUCCUUACAAAACUUGUUUUCUUCUUCUCAUCCAAAUUUAACCCAAAAAAAUAGUAAUUAUGGAUCGCAGUUUCCUCCUAAAAGUUACAUUGAUCUGCAUUGUCUUCGCCGGUGUCGGUGGCCAAUCUCCGAUCUCAUCUCCGACCAAAUCUCCCACCACUCCUUCUGUUUCUGCUCCUACCACUUCCCCUACUAAAUCCCCCGCCGUUACUUCUCCCACGGCUGCUCCGGCCAAAACUCCGUCUUCUUUACCAGUCGAAGCACCGAAAUCUCCUGCUCCCGUUAGCUCAUCUCCUCCACCGACACCUGUUCCCGAGAGCUCUCCUCCUGCUCCGGCACCGAAAGCUUCUUCUCCGGUGAGCUCUCCACCGGUUCCAGCACCAGUAGUUGAUUCUCCUCCAGCUCCCGUAGCCGCUCCCGUGGCUGAUUCUCCUCCGGCUCCAGUAGCUGCUCCAGUGGCUGAAGUGCCGGCUCCUGCUCCAAGCAAGCACAAGAAGACUGCCAAGAAAUCUAAAAAGCACCACAACGCACCUGCUCCGGCUCCGGAACUUCUCAGUCCACCUGCACCACCCACGGAAGCUCCCGGACCUAACUCCGACGCAUUUUCUCCCGGUCCUUCCACAUCUGCCGACGAUCAGAGCGGAGCAGAGAGCACAAGGGCAUUGAGGAAUGUAGCUGUGGGAGCGGUUGCAACCGCGUGGGCUGUUCUCGUCAUGGCACUCUAAAAUUAUUUAUCUUUUCACCCCCUAAAUUUUUUUAGUUUUUAUCUUUUUGACCCUACUAUUAUUGUAUGUUUCUUUUACGAAUUUGGUAUUUAAUUGAUUUAUACAGUUUGUGUUAUCUUUUUUAUUUUUAUUUAUAUGGGAAAUAAUAAGAAAUUCACAUCUGUCAGUGAUGAUGAUACUGUUUAUUACA
Molecule: messenger RNA, 998 nt
Organism: Capsella rubella
Lineage: Eukaryota; Viridiplantae; Streptophyta; Magnoliopsida; Brassicales; Brassicaceae
Product: lysine-rich arabinogalactan protein 18
Exons: 2
Coding region: 143-808 (221 amino acids)
Cellular component (GO): plasma membrane
Source: RefSeq, a predicted model, not a curated record